CUCUCUCUUAUUUCAUUCAUUCUCCACCGGAGAAAACGUUUUCCCGAGCUUUCCCAGAUAUUCGCGGAAUCCAAACACAAUUCCAAAACCAGUCCAUCAUGAAGAAGCCUGGGAUUUUCACUGCCUCCGUCGCCGUCGCCUCCUCUGCUACCGCCCUCACUGUUGCCUCUUCCUCUGUGCAAUUUUCCCUUCAGGAGGAUGCAAUUUUGAAGAGAGAGAGAGAAAAUUCGAGUUCUUCGUCGGAAAGGACGCCGUCGACGGAUAAAUUUGCGCCGAGGUUUGACGGUUUAAGAUUCAUUGAAACGCUUGUUACUGCUCACAGAUGAGCCCUGGUCUCCGUGACUUAGUCCGGGCCUAACCUUCUUCUUCUAAAUUUAUAGUAUUUAGAUUUUUCUCUUUGAUCGACUUUAUAUCAGAGAGAUGAAACUAAAGAAAAUUUUCUUCUAAUUUCAGUUAGAGACAGGCGAAGAAUUGUAAUGUUUGAGGGGUUUCACUUGGGAUGGAUUGUGCUUUAUUUUCUCUCUUUUCCUUUUAUGUUUCUCUGGUUUUAUUGACAAGUCCCUUGUAUAACUGCUUUUGGAUCUUUGAAUUGAAUUUUAUUUUCCUUUCGAACUGUCAGAAGA
Molecule: messenger RNA, 623 nt
Organism: Morus notabilis
Lineage: Eukaryota; Viridiplantae; Streptophyta; Magnoliopsida; Rosales; Moraceae
Exons: 2
Coding region: 99-326 (75 amino acids)
Source: RefSeq, a predicted model, not a curated record